CACGGUCACUCCGAUCCGCGUCGACGGAGGUUCUUGUACGCGCCGCGGUACGGGCCGUACCGAUUACGUCCCCGUGCUAUACACAGUGCAUACCCAUGCAGUAUUGCAGCAUAGGGAACCCGGAAGCUGCUGCACUUUCACUAUACAUGUACUGUCUGUACAUGUACACAUGGACAUCUGCAUUGUGCUACCUCACGGGAAGCACUGGUUCAGUCUCACACAUGCACGAACCAUUUUUGGAACAAAAACCCGACAUGUUGAACGGUAUAGUAUGAUCAUCACAUUUACUGUUUUAGUUCAGUGUACGAACCAUAUUCUACGAUAUCAGUGGCUGUAGUAUUCAGUACGUGUGGUGUGCACAGAUGCAGUUCAUAACAAAGUAAGCAUUUCCAGCAAUGCUGAAUUGUGUACAGUAGACUGAACCAUAGUGAAUGUGUGUGUACGUGUUAGCGUACAGUUGACGGACUGUCAGUGUCGGCCAUUAUAACUUCUCACGAUCCUAAUGGCUGUCGAAUUCUGUGGGCAAUGGAAGCUGGAAAGCACAGAGGAAAACUUUGAUGCCUUCCUCAAAGAAUGUGGGGUAUCCUGGGCUUGGAGGAAAGCUGCUUGCUCUGUCAAACCCACUGUCUCCAUCACCCAGGAGCAAGGCGGUGUCUUCGUCAUCACCACCAAGACGUCGUACCGGACUCAGGAGAUGCGGUUUGUUGUCGGGGAGGAGUUUCUCAGUACCAUACCGUGGGAGGCCGGGGAGCAUCCCAUGAUGGCAGAGUGGGACGGAACCAAACUGGUCAUCCGGGUGCUGGGGAGGGAUAUCACCUUCACUAGGGAGGUGGGUGGGGGCCAGUUGGUCCUGACCCAGACCAAGGGAGAGGUUUCAAGCCGGAGGUACUUUAAGAAGGCCGCAUCAGAGAGCCAGUAAUCACAGAAAAGAUACGUCGCAGCUGGGGUAGCAUCUGGGGUAGCAUCUGGGGUAGCAUCUGGGGCAGCAUCUGGGGCAGCAUCUGGGGCAGUAUCUGGGGCAGUAUCUUGGGCAGCAUCUCGGGCAGCAUCUUGGGCAGCAUCUCGGGCAGCAUCUCGGGCAGCAUCUGGGGCAGCAUAUAGGGCAGCAUCUUGGGCAGCAUCUGGGGUAGCAUCUGGGGCAGCAUCUGGGGCAGCACUGAGCAUCUAGGGCAGCAUCCGGGGCAGCACUGAGCAUACAGGGCAGCAUCCGGGGCAGGACUGAGCAUACAGGGCAGCAUCUUGGGCAGCAUGUGGGGCGGCAUGUGGGGCAGCAUGUGGGGCAGCGUAUGGGGCAGUAUCUGGGGCAGCUAGCCGGCACUACAGCAGAAAAUGUUGUGCUUACUGUUAGCAUAUUUCACCAGUAAGAAAGAAAUGUUUUAUACAUGCAUGAAUAUCCUGUAAGUAAUAAUUGUAAGCCGACAGGUAUAGUGCAGUUUUGCUCUGCUAGUACUGUAAGCUCAGAGUUGUAAUCUGGAGCACAGAAUUCUGUGACAAGCAGAGCCAUGAAAUCAGGUCCUGAUAUAUGUAGGGGUGCAAGACAUGCAUCACCAGUCGCCAAUUUCAUGAUCUACUAUGAUGCAAUAAUAUUGUCAGACUAUUAACAUAUUUUGUUUGAAGGAGAUGCAAAUUUACAUGCCAUUUUGCUCAUGCAGCCAUGCUUGCUGCUCAGUAUUGCAGCUUCAUGAAAUUUAGACCUUUAAGGAAAGUAGCAAAAAAAGUGAGUUUUAGGUUUUCUCACACAGAUUUUGAGGUUACAUCGCGAUCGAUGGGCAUAUUAUGCAGUCUUUAUCUAGUCUUUGCUGUAGAUUUGCAUGUAUUAUUCUUACUGUUUCUGAUUCCUCAAUUUAUACAGAUCUCAGGACUAGCUAUAUAUAUAGGCAGCCUUAAGGUAUUUUUAGCCUUUCCAUGUCAGUUUUAAAAUGUUACACAAAUUCUGGAAUAUAACACAAGUGAUAGCGCUGAUCCAUUUUGUUCUGGUAAUGGGGAUUCACAAAGUUUAGACAAAGAUGUGAAACAAUCCACACAAAGGGAUGUUAAUUAAACAUCUGCAUCGUGGAAGUUUCAUGGAAACUACAUUCACGAAGAGAAAGAAGUGAAACAAUGCUCAGGCCAAAAAAUGAAGAUAAUGUGCACAGAAACAUUUCUAGAUGCCUGUUAAAACCAAGUAUUUUUCAUACCGUAUGCACAAAGGUUAGACUAUAUAGGGAUAAGUGACCUGUAUCCUAUACCUUUGGUGAUCCAAAAUGCUGGCAAGUGAGACAGAAAGUGCGACGAGAGAGAAUAAAUGUUAACUCGGAUGGGAGCAGUUGUUUCACAUGACCUUCCUCAGGUCAUGUCAUGUGAGUCACAUUUUAAGCAAAGCCCUUCUCUCAAUACUAAAGAAAAUUCAAACUUGAAGAGGCAAUUAAUGAGUAAAAUGUAAGCACAGCAGAAAUAAAAGGAACCAAAUAACGUCACAAUCAUACUCCACAGAACCUAACCGUAUAACUACAAAAGCCAAUCGAGUAUUAGGCGAUGACUAAUUAAAAUAUAUGUAUGCUUAAUUGGCUGAAGAGAACGUUUAUUAAAAUAAAACCUUAAUACAGGACUUCUACCUCUCAUUACAACACUAGAUUGAGAGCAUUUCUUGCCGGAAAUUCAAGUAUUUCGCCAUUAUAAGUAUUUCAGUGCUGAAGUAUUUCAAAUUUAUGUUGUAUUUUGAAGUAAGAGGAAAAUAUUAGAAUUCGUUUUUGUAGUUUUAAUUAGUUGUAAUAUUUUAAAUAUUCACUUAUCCUUCAUUUUCAAGUGCUCUUAUAAAUACUGCUUGCUAUACAAUGUAUAUAUACUUUAUUUGCAACUCAUUGAGCUUUUUAGUAAGUUAGUAACUCUACUUAGAUAGAAUAGAAAAAUAUUUGCAUUUAUUUUUUGUUUUUAAAAGCAAAUAAUGUGAAUGGUCACAGAUGGACAUCAAACGUACAGCGUUUCUACAUUUUACAAUAUUUAAAGAAUUAUUCACAAGAGAAGUAUUACUCAGGCUUGGUUUGGAGAACGCAUAUUACAGAAUGUAUGCAAAUUGUCACACGAGUCAGAGUGCCUUUAUUACAAUCCAUUAUGGUAAUUGGAGAACGGCCUUGGGUUUAUAUUGAGCCAUGUAGCCUGCCAUACAACGUGUUCAUUUAUGUAUAGAUGGGAUUGUACAUGUCAGCCCACCGGGAUAUGGCUUGCGAUAUACUGGAUAUACUAUGCACAGAAACACCGUGAAUUGGAUGCUCACACUUCACAUUUAGUAGUACAUGUGUUAGCACGGCAGAUAGGUGACGGGAUUGUGCCUUUGAUGAUACAAGCAUGGAAUUUGGCACAAAGUGAGAGAGACAUUUGGCUGUUGGGCCAUCGCAGAUGUGUCCUUUGAGAAAAAAAUAUACAAGAAUAACAAGCAAUGGCAGCCAUUUUGAAAAAAAAAUAGAAAAUUGCUUGUUAUUCUACCCAAUACAUGUAGGACAAAUCUGCGAUGGCCCUAUAGCCAAAUAUCGUUCCUACGACAUACUCUUAGUCUUACUGUGGCAAAUGCCAUGCUUGUAUCAGCAAAGGCACAAUUCCCCCAAAUAUUUCCCCUAUCUGCCCCACUAUUAUUGUCUCCUUGCCAAAACAGAAAUAUUCAUGUUAAUACUUAUUUUAUGAACAUUUCCUGUCUUGUGUUGAAGAGGACUUAUUUUUAUAUUUUAUGUUUUAUCGCACUAUUGAAUUAGGCUUUAUCUCAGUAUUGCAUGAGGCUAUUGUAACUUAUAUACUGCUGUAUAGAAGGCUACAGUUAUUCAUUUAAUCAUUUAUUAUUCAUAUUAUUCAUUUGUUAAGUUAUUCAUUUACGUAUAUAAUACCACCCUCUGCCAGGCUUCAACCAACAGUAAAUAACUUAAACACUAACUGAAAUAUAUACUUUGUACAACUCUUUAGUGCAUUUUUUUAUUACGUUCAUUCUAUAUCUCCCUGCUACUUCAGGUCACCCGACAGCAGACAGGUUUAUGAUUAUUCUAUAUUGUGUAUACGAUGGUUAUCAUUGUAAUAGUACACGCGGUAUCGGAAACAUCAAGAACACUUUCUGGGAAGUCGGCAUUACAGAUACCACUAAACUUUAAUGGGUUUGGUAGAUGGUAAUUCAUUAAUUACAUGAGAGAGUUUACUGUCAAAAACAUGCUGGUACCGUAAGUAACUCAAGUGCCAGCAUAAUAUAGAUCUAAAAUGGUAUUUAUUUCCUCUAUCUAUACAUUUAGUCGGGUUCGCAGUUAAGAAGCAUCAUCAAUUGUAUUUGGUAAAAAAAAUCAACUACAUGUAGAGGGUUAAUUGGAAUAUCGGUUUUGUUAUACUCGAUCUCUUGAACUUUGGUAUUUGAACGGCAUUCCUGACAACAACGAUUGUACGUGUAUAAGGUCACCUUUUGUACAAGAUCGGGAGUUCUGAAUAACAAUGGUUGAAUAUUUCGUUAGCCUUGA
Messenger RNA from Patiria miniata (bat star), 4466 nucleotides. RefSeq names its product fatty acid-binding protein, adipocyte-like. The transcript has a single exon. Gene Ontology annotation, biological process: fatty acid transport. Gene Ontology annotation, molecular function: fatty acid binding. Bases 503 to 919 code for a protein of 138 amino acids. NCBI's taxonomy places the organism in Eukaryota, Metazoa, Echinodermata, Asteroidea, Valvatida, Asterinidae. Gene Ontology annotation, cellular component: nucleus; cytosol. The record is from RefSeq and is a predicted model, not a curated record.